AUGGCAGCGCUCGUCCAACUAGAAGACAAGCUCGCCAUGAGCAGCGACGAGUUGCUCGAAGCUCAGUUGGAGCUGUACCACCACGGCCUCGCCUUCGUCAAGUCGCUGGCGCUCAAGGCCGCCAUCGACCUCGGCAUCCCCGAUGCCAUCCACAGCCGCGGCGGGGGUGGCGCCACCCCUUCCGAGCUCGCCACGGACAUCGGCAUCCACCCAACGAAGCUCCCCAACCUUCGCCGGCUCAUGCGAGUGCUUACCACCUCCGGUGUCUUCUCUGUCUCUGGCUCCGGCGACGCCGCAUGCUACAAGCUCACCCGCGUGUCUCGUCUCCUCGUCUCGGGCGGCCUGUCCCCCAUGGUGGUAGGGUUCCUUUACCCGCACUAUGUGGCGGCGCUCUCAGACAUGCGCGAGUGGUUCACCGACGAGCAGGCGACGGCCGUGUCGCUCUUCGAGGUGGCAAAUGGGCGCACGUUGUGGGAGAUGGCGGCGUCGGACCCCACGACCGGCACCGCCUUCCAAGCUGCCAUGGACGCCGACAGCCGCUUUACAGUGAAGAACCUCCUCACGGAGUGCGGAGCAAGCGUGUUAAGGGCCGUGAGGGGCUCGCUAGUGGACGUCGGCGGCGGCCAUGGUGCCACGGCGGCCGCCGUCGCAAGUGCGUUCCCACAUCUCAAGUGCAGCGUGCUGGAUCUCCCUCACGUCGUCGCUUCUGCUCCGGCCCAUGAAAGCGUGACAUUCGUCGCCGGCGAUAUGUUUGAGUACAUCCCACCCGCCGACGUUGUUCUACUCAAGUGGAUUCUGCAUGACUGGAAAGAUGGAGAUUGUGUGAAGAUAUUGCGACGAUGCAAGGAAGCAAUCCCAUCAAGGGACGCAGGAGGAAAGGUGAUAAUCAUCGAUGCUGUGGUUGGGUCAGCAAGGUCAUCGCAGGGAAUCAUCUCCAAAGAGACUGAGGUUUUGUUCGACGUCUACAUCAUGAACAUCAAUGGAAUUGAGCGAGAGGACCACGAGUGGAAGAAGAUUUUCUUUGAAGCCGGAUUCACUGACUAUAAGAUUACACCAACCAAGGGGCUUCGACAAAUUAUUGAACUCUAUCCAUGA
This is a messenger RNA of Triticum turgidum subsp. durum (durum wheat), 1095 nucleotides long. The record is from the annotation of a GenBank genome assembly. Lineage: Eukaryota; Viridiplantae; Streptophyta; Magnoliopsida; Poales; Poaceae.